Molecule: messenger RNA, 771 nt
Organism: Tinamus guttatus (white-throated tinamou)
Lineage: Eukaryota; Metazoa; Chordata; Aves; Tinamiformes; Tinamidae
Source: RefSeq, a predicted model, not a curated record
AUGAUCACAAUCUUGAGUCAAGAAUUUGGAAUUCCAUUAACUAAAAAGGAUCUGUUCACUCAGAAACCUUCGUUAGUCCCAUUUUCCUCUGAUUCUUUUACAAUACCAGGAAAAGUAAACCGAGUGAAACGGGCAGUAUAUUCUACAUUAGAUAACCACAAUGAAAAGUAUGUGCAGUGGAAGAAAGAAAAAGAAGACAAAAUAUCUUCUGAGAGAAACCAUAUUGCGGCUAAUAUUGGUGCUGUAAGACAACACAAAGGAAAGAUGAAACACCCCAAGUUUGAAACCUUCAGGAUUUUUCCUGUUGAUGGCAAAUCUGUCUAUAACUACAGUUCACAGGGCCUGAAUUCUGUAGAACUUGCGAAGAAGCGUCUUCGCCAGGAAAUGGCAAAGAAACCAAAGAAGAGGUUCACUUAUUGCCACGAAUAUCUGUCAGCUAUGUUUGAUCCAGUAGAUUUGGUUGCUGCUUAUAAAGAAUUCUUAGCAAAAUACAAGAGUAUGUGGCUGUCAGGAGAUGGAUUUGUUUUUCCUGGUUAUAAGAGCAGCAUUGAAAGCAACCUGCACCCUCAAAUGCCUGACGAGGCACGGCUGAAGGAGUUACGUGAGAAAUGGCAGGAGAAUGUUCUGUUUGGUAACAUGGACCCAGUUCUGUCACGAGACAGAUGGAGUUGGGACGAGCGACACAUUGAUUUUGAUCUUUACAAGAAACCGCCUGAGCUGCCCAUGACCACAGUCCUUCAGAGAAGUAAUGGGGCUCUCUCAAUUUGCUAA